Molecule: messenger RNA, 4365 nt
Organism: Aspergillus mulundensis
Lineage: Eukaryota; Fungi; Ascomycota; Eurotiomycetes; Eurotiales; Aspergillaceae
Product: ubiquitin-binding TORC1 subunit KOG1
Exons: 5
Coding region: 1-4365 (1454 amino acids)
Biological process (GO): TOR signaling; cellular response to amino acid stimulus; regulation of autophagy
Cellular component (GO): TORC1 complex; cytoplasm
Molecular function (GO): protein-macromolecule adaptor activity; protein binding
Source: RefSeq, a predicted model, not a curated record
AUGAGGAACCCAACUAUAGACAUGGAGCACCGAGAUACAAUGCCGCCACAGGCUCACAGUCUGCAAUCCGAGGCCCCGCGACGGAGCACGCAGAAGUCCGUACGUGUUGCGUUCGGCCCGGACCUGGAAACACACAUCCCGCCGCGCGAGAGAUCGCCCGCGCCGAUCUCGCAUCACCACCGAUCAUUCACCACCGUCGAGGGAUCGAAGCCGCCGCCGCCGAAUCGCCCGACCAGUUCGUCCGGCGAGAACACGACGCCCACCGAGUUCAGUUCGCCGUAUACCUCCGGUCAGGAGUCCGGUAGUGCGCGCCCGACGGCGGCGUUGAAGAGGGCUAGGAGUGACUAUGGACCUCGCGGAGGUGGAGGCGGGGGCUUCGAGAGACCCGUGUUCCCUGAUAAUGACGAGGAGGAGGACUUUGCGAUGAGGCAUGGGUGGCAAGAGGAAUACACGUCGAGCGAGUACCUCAAGGUUCUCCAUUCGAAUUUCUACAUGUACUUCACGGAGAAGCGUCACGAGACGAAUGGGUUCCCGCGAGACCCUGUCGGAAGCUGGCCGUCUGAGGACUGGCGGAUGAAGGACCGCCUGAAGACCGUUUCCGCCGCGUUGGCGAUCUGCUUGAAUAUCGGUGUCGACCCGCCGGAUGUCGUCAAGACGAAUCCUACCGCUAAGCUGGAAUGCUGGGUCGAUCCGACCUCUACGACUGGCGGUGGUAACAACAAACUCAUGGAGCAGAUUGGAAAGAAGCUGCAGGAGCAGUACGAGACGCUUAGUCUACGGACGCGGUACAAGCAGUACCUUGACCCUUCGGUUGACGAGACCAAGAAGUUCUGUGUUUCGCUUCGCCGCAACGCCAAGGACGAACGAGUGCUCUUCCACUACAACGGUCACGGUGUUCCGCUGCCGACGCAGUCCGGAGAGAUCUGGGUGUUCAACAAGAACUACACGCAGUACAUUCCGGUGUCGUUAUACGACCUGCAACAAUGGCUUGCAGGACCUAGUCUGUUUGUUUUCGACGUGUCUCAAGCCGGAAACAUCGUUCAGAACUUCCACACUUUCGUUGAGAAGCACGAGAAGGAGAAUUCCGAGCAGAAGAGGCUUGAUCCGAACGCGAUUGUGCAAAACUACGGGGACUGCAUCAUCCUCGCGGCAUGCCAGAAGGAUGAAUCUCUCCCGACGAAUCCAGAUCUCCCCGCGGAUUUGUUCACGUGUUGCCUUACCACGCCAAUCGAGAUCGCGUUGCGCUUCUUCGUCCUCCAGAACCCUCUUCAAACCAAUGUCAAGGUCGACGAUUUUCGAGUUCCCGGUCGCUUGCAGGAGCGCAGAAGCCCCCUCGGCGAGUUGAACUGGAUCUUCACCGCUAUUACCGACACGAUAGCGUGGAAAACACUACCACGCGACCUUUUCAAGAAGCUUUUCCGCCAAGACCUCAUGGUGGCGGCCUUGUUCAGGAACUUCCUGCUCAGUGAGCGGAUAAUGCGCACGUACAAGUGCCAACCAAUAUCGUCGCCUGAACUCCCGGCGACGCAUGACCACCCGCUGUGGAAGAGCUGGGAUCUGGCAGUCGAGAUGGUUCUUGCUCAGCUUCCUGCGCUGAUUGACCAUGAAGAGGGACGCAGGCAUUACGAGUACCAGCAUUCCUCUUUUUUCGCUGAACAGCUUACGGCGUUCGAAGUGUACUUGUCUUCCGGCCCGACUGAGAAGAGUCCACCGGAUCAGCUACCCAUUGUCCUGCAAGUCCUUCUGAGUCAGGCGCACCGGUUAAGAGCAUUGAUCCUGCUCAGCAAGUUCCUCGAUCUGGGACCAUGGGCUGUCCACUUGGCUUUGAGCAUUGGUAUUUUCCCCUAUGUUGUGAAGCUUCUUCAGUCCGCAGCCCAAGAGCUGAAGCCGGUCAUGGUGUUUAUCUGGGCGCGGAUCAUGGCCGUCGACCACACAGUACAGAAUGACCUUUUGAAAGACAACGGGAUCCACUACUUCAUUUCCAUCCUCAAUCCAUCCUCCCCCAUUCCCGUUGGCAAUGCCAGUGAACAUCGGGCGAUGUGCGCCUUUAUUGUCUCCAUAUUUUGCAAGAACUAUACCCAGGGUCAGAAUGUCUGCCUUUCAUCCGACCUUUUCGAAUCCUGUUUGAUGCAUUUGAUGGAUGUCGAGAACCCUCUUCUGCGACAAUGGUCGUGUCUCUGCAUCAGUAUGCUCUGGUCUGACUUCCCAGAAGCCAAGUGGAUGGGCAUCCGGUGCGCUGCGCCAAUGAGGCUCUGCGAACUCAAUUUCGACCCCGUCCCGGAAGUAAGAGCUGCGAUGCUCCAUGCUCUGACGACCUUCCUCGGCAUCCCGGACUUGACGGACCAGGUGGCGCAAAUCGAGGAAUCUCUGGCCCUUGCUGUCGUGCCCAUGGCGUCCGACGGCAGCGUCAUUGUCAGGAAAGAGCUCCUCGUCUUCUUCUCGACUUUUGUGAAACGCUAUCAGAAUAAGUUCUUAGUGGCUGCUUACGAAGAACUUCAGGACGAGAAGAAGAAUCUUCUCGGCAAGCUCGGCUUGGAGGACUCUCAGCCUCCUGAGACGAACGGUUCAGUCAAGCCGCAGCCGCUGUCCAGAAACACAACAUUUGGCACAAUCUGGAAGCAACUUCUCAUUCUUUCCGUCGACCCCCAUCCUGAUAUCGCGCAGGACGCGGGAAUGGUUGUUGAUUACAUGCAUUACCUGUUACUUGACUCACCCAUGGCUUCGCUAACUGAACGAAUCCGAAAAGAAAUCCUGGAUCUCUCAGGUCGAAUCGAACAGCAGUCGCAAUUUCGAGAAAAGCCGAGUGUGAAGAAAGCUGCAGCGCCGCCACCGCCUCCCACCGCGCCUCCCAAGCAAGAAGGCUACCUCUCGUUGAGCCUUAGGCGAACUGCUAGUGUAGCAGCAUCGCUCAAGAACCUCGCGUUUGGCGGCUCUUCACAGGGCGAAUCAUCUCAAGACUCAGAUCCGUCAACAUCGCCCAAAAUUCGUGCCCCUUCAACCCCACGAGGCCGAGCCCCUCCGGAAUGGACCCGACCGCCCGAAGUAAACGACCAACUUGCUGCACCAGCCACAUACCAGCAAGCCCCGGUCCCCACAUCCCGAGGAUUCGAACGUAGAGACCCAUCAGUUGUCCCAAGCAUCCCAUUGAUGAGCAGAUUCUUAGAUUGGUCCACAGAGGUAAUUCCAGAACUCCUCCAUUUGCUGUCCCAGAAAUACACCGAUGAGUACGAACGUCUUCUCACGCAUGCCCAGUAUUUUCGGGAACCCCAGAUGAAACCGAACGAGCCCGAUGAGCCCGGUAGCGCGGACUACAACGAGCGUCUCUGGCGGCGCAGCCGCAACGAGAAAAUCAUCUCGGAGACCCAGCCGCUGAAAGGGAAGGCGGGCAGCAAUCGCUGGGAUAACUCGGUGGCGCUGUUGUCCAAUGGUACCCAGCCGUUGAAAAUGUGCUUCCAUCAGUUUGAGGAUCAUAUUGCUGUUGCUGACGAUAGGGAUACCAUCACGAUUUGGGACUGGCAAAAUCAUAAGCGUCUCAACCGGUUCUCGAACAGGAAUCCGGUGGGAUCUAAGAUCAACGAAGUUCGUUACAUCAACGAAGACGACCAGGCUCUUCUGAUGACAGGAUCGUCGGAUGGUGUGCUCAAGGUGUUCCGCAACUAUGAGUCAGCCAAGGACGUCGAAAUUGUGACUGCCUUCAGAGCACUGCCCGAACUAAUCCCCAGCAACCGCAACGCCGGUCUCGUCCUCGACUGGCAGCAAGGCCAGGGUAAGGCUUUGGUUGCGGGUGAUGUCAAGGUUAUCCGCGUGUGGAAUGCAGCGACGGAAGUCUGCACGAACGACAUCCCCGCCCGCUCCGGCUCCUGCAUCACCUCCCUAACCUCCGACCAAGUCGCCGGCAACAUCUUCGUCGCGGGCUUCGGCGACGGCGCCGUCCGCGUCUUCGACCAGCGCCUCAAACCCACCGCGUCCAUGGUCAAAGUCUGGCGCGAGCACAAGCAAUGGAUCACAAACGUCCACAUGCAGCGCGGCGGCCUACGCGAACUCAUCUCCGGCUCCCGCAACGGCGAAAUCAGACUCUGGGACCUGCGCAUGGAUAACCCCAUCUCCACGAUCUUCGGGACGAGAGAUACCCUCCGCACCCUGAGCGUUCACGAGCACGCGCCCGUUUUCAUGGUCGGCACAAACCGCCACGAAGUCAAGACCUACAACGUCGACGGCACCCACCUCUCCACCUUCGAGCCCUACUCCAGCUUCCUCCACCAUAACCGCUCCUCGCCCAUCUCCAGCACGGCCUUCCACCCGCACCGCACCCUCUUCGCCUGCGCAGCCCUCAACGAUAAUCAUAUUAAUUUGGUUAGCUGCUAG